UGGAACUUUUGUCUGUUUGGUGGCAGAGAAACACAAAGCCCCAUUUCCAGCACCCCUCCUCCUCUCCAGGGGUGGAUAACUGCAGGAAACCUGGGAGCUGAGGGGGAGGAAGAGAUGACAGGAAGGCGGGCAGUCACUGAGAGAGUGCACAACAGUGUCAGCUGUUCUCUCACUACUACCAUGUAACACACCUACAGGCACUACUUCUCCUCCUCGCUGCCAGGAUCACUGCAAGACAUGAAUUCCCAGAAGCUACAAGAAUGUCAGCAAGGUGCUGAAGAGGUGAAGAUCUUAAUGAAGGAGAAUGUGGAUAAAAUAUUUGAGAGGGAAGGAAAACUUGAAAAUCUAGAAGUUCGAUCAGAUGAACUAAAGAACAUGGCCAUCAGCUUCCAGAAGACAGCUCAAACUGUGGAACGUAGAACACGCUGGGAGAAAUGGCGCUGGUACAUUAUUUCUGGAUUAGUAGUUCUUUUGGCUUUAAUUAUUAUCAUCGCUAUUAUUGUUAGUCAGCUGAGUGGAGGUGAAGAAGCACCACAAUCAACUGUGGCUGUGGGCGGCAACUGAACCGCAUGAGAUGCUGACUCUCCCAACUUCUCCACAUGUGGGAUACCUUAGAGAAAAAGAAGGACAAAUACAAUGGAAGACUUGCUUAAUAACACCUGGUAAGAUCUGAAGAACAUUCUUCUCCCAUGACUGGCAAUCACAUGGAUUGCUCUGUCAAAAAUCACUGUGCUUAGUCCUCGCUACUGCCCAAUGAACUGGAGUAUGAAGGUCCCAGAUGACUCUCAGCACCCUGCCAUGAUAUGGAGUCUUUAACAGCAACAUGCUAUGUACACAGCACUGAUGAAUGUGUGAAGACCUCACCAUUUUGUGUACAGUCCUGGAGGCAUCUAUUGUGUUUUUAUUGUUUGCUAAUUGCUAUGUACAGUAUGUCCAUAUUCUGCCAGCUGAGCUAUCAAAGCCUUUAGACAAUGUCCAAAUUCCCUGUUGUUCAUCUUGUGCCUUAAAGUGACAAUAAGCCUAGUCGAUCUUCGUAUCUUCUCUCAAUAUAAUCUAUUACUUCCUGUCAUUCGCCAUUUCAGGAGUGAGAGAUGUUCUUCACUAGGCCUACAGACAGGAAGUCAAUAAAAUGUCAGCCCUCAUCAUCAGGGGUUUAUCUAAUAUAUUUCCGUUUUGAUGACCUCUACGAACAUUUCCUUAUAUGUGUGCAAUGUUUUUAUAACAUACACCUGACAAUGAUAGGUCUAGUUUUCCUUUAAGCGGUUGGCCACUUUGUGAAAUAAAAAUCUAUACAAUAGCAUAAACUUCUGGGUACUAGCAUAAGAAACCUCAAGCCCCCCCAUAACCCACCACAGCACCCAGGUUUAGGGUCCCCUGCUGCCCAUGGAUUCCAUCUGUAAACAGUGGAUGCUGGUGGCUGCCACAUCCAUGCAAUCACGAUGGCAGCAUUAAAUGCUGGCUGCUUUCCCCAUACACUUCUUCUUCUUCACUAGUGCUCAUGGCAUUGUGUGCAUGCACAGAUAAAUGCAGCGCAAUCUCCUGAAUGCUCUCAGAACCAGCACAGAAGAGGAUGCAUCUGGGGCAGUGGUAAUGUGAGUGCAUCUUGUGACUGCUGAUCUUGAUUGCAAUGGAUGUCCUGGCCACCAGCAUCCACUGUUUACAGAUGUAAUCCAUGGGCAGCAGGGGACCUUGACCUAGAGUGCUGUGGUGGGAUAUGGAGGGCUUAGGGGUUUUCUGUGCUAGUGCCCACAGGUUCAUGACCUAGUAAAGUGUCUUUCACAACGUGACCAAUCCCUUUAACUACUCUAACACCUCAUUGUGUGCGCAGACUGUAAUUUGUGAGCCCCAUAAUGUAUACCUAGUGACUGAGAAUGGGUAUUUUGUAAUGGCUUACUGGUAAAGUAGGAUUUAUUACCAACUUUUGCUUCUAAUAAACUUGGUUUAGAAGGA
Molecule: messenger RNA, 1950 nt
Organism: Bufo bufo (common toad)
Lineage: Eukaryota; Metazoa; Chordata; Amphibia; Anura; Bufonidae
Product: vesicle-associated membrane protein 5-like
Exons: 3
Coding region: 238-564 (108 amino acids)
Biological process (GO): Golgi to plasma membrane protein transport
Cellular component (GO): plasma membrane
Source: RefSeq, a predicted model, not a curated record